AUGCCGGCUCUACUGGAGGAUCCCGAAGCGCCCGUGAUCUAUCGGGCCUCGGGACAAGAGCCAUAUCCCACCUCAGAUAACCCGCAAAUACCAUCGUCGAUAUUCCCAAGGCCUGUCACCCUUCGGGAUCGUGUCACCGUUGCAACCCUGGUACCGUUCUUCUCCCCAGAUGCCGUGCCCAAGAGGCUUCUCGCAUACCUCUCGGAGCAGCUCAAUAAGGAAAUCGAAGGCGGCGACACGUAUCCAAUGAUCGAUCCAUUGCCACUGGAGACCUUCGGCCCGUAUUGGUUUGGGAACUUUGGCGCUGUGAUGGUCCUCGGUGAUAUUGGGGGAAUCGAGGCAGUGGCGGAGAUGGAUACGAACGGCGUUGACUGGAACAAGAAAUGCCUGGGGAGCUUCUACAUCAAGCCAAACUACCCUGGUCGAAGCAGCCAUGUUUGCAACGGUGGGUUUCUGGUAACGCCUGCGGCUCGCAACAAGGGCGUCGGAAAGUCUAUGGGCCAAUGCUACCUGGAUUGGGCACCCGGGUUGGGAUACACCUAUUCGGUCUUCAACCUGGUUUACGAAUCCAAUACGGCUUCUACAAAGAUUUGGGACUCGCUCGGUUUCAAGCGCAUUGGUCGAGUCCCUGGGUGUGGCCACUUGAAAUCCUCGGACGAACCCGUUGAUGCCAUCAUAUAUGGCAGAGACCUCAAAUCUGAGGGCGAGAGUGACGUCUCGGAAGAACGCUUCGAUAAAAUACGCUACUACCUGAGACAUUUACUGUACCCUCAGGGGGCGGAUCGUUCCGAGAAAAGUCGUCUUCGAAGCGCGGCCACCCACUACAAACUGGUGCCGGGUGAGGACGGUGGCGCCGAGAAGCUCUUUUUGAAGGACAAGGAGGUCAUCUCCGACUCGAACGCACAGUACGAGAUAGCCAAGCGGAUUCAUCUCCAGUCGCACGCCGGGAUCAACAAGACAACGGCCAUCAUCGCGACCAAAUAUCAUUGGAUCCGGAUCAAAGAAACCGUCAGCCACGUCAUCAAGAAUUGCCCGGAAUGCAAAGACGUGAACAAGCCCCCGAUUUUGCGGUCGGAGAACCGGCCUGGCCGAAGCAAGACGAUUGAUGAAGCGCCGCCCAAUCUGCCCCAAGUCCAAGCACCAGCACCAGCGCCUCCGCCGCCACCGCCACCAGACCUGCAGCGCUUGCCACAGGACGCUCGAGAUCUCCCGGCCAGUCACAUGUCAGAGCACGAUUUCGCAGCCAUACAGCAGCCUAUGGACCUGUCUAGUGAUCAUGACCACCUAGUGGCAGACCAUGAUCCUCACCUGGAUCCGUACGACGAAAUGGCAAUUGACCCGCAGAUCAUGGAACAAAUACAGGCACAGCUGGCUGGAGCCUAUGAUCCGAACGGCCAUGCGUACGACCCAACUGGAUUGUCGUCGUUCGCAAACACGCCGCAUCUCCCGCCACACCAUGAACCCAAUGACUUUGACCGACCACCAGAGCAUCACUUCAUCCCUGGUGCCGAUCAGCAACUAAUGGCACACGAUCACGUGAUGGACGAUGGUAGCGGGCCAGGUCCUGGACUGAAUGAUAUGCAGCCAAUGCAGCAUGUCUUGCCCAUGGACUACAUCGAGCCUGGGAAUCAAGCACGAUUCAAGCUGGAGCAGUAA
This is a messenger RNA of Cladophialophora yegresii CBS 114405, 1656 nucleotides long. RefSeq names its product acetyltransferase. The record is from RefSeq and is a predicted model, not a curated record. Bases 1 to 1656 code for a protein of 551 amino acids. The transcript has 2 exons. Lineage: Eukaryota; Fungi; Ascomycota; Eurotiomycetes; Chaetothyriales; Herpotrichiellaceae. Gene Ontology annotation, molecular function: acyltransferase activity, transferring groups other than amino-acyl groups.